AAGGGGAGUGCCAUUCACUGGACUGCCAGGGACAGCCCAUUUCCUUUGGCUGUGCGUGUGUGUGUGUGUUAUCCGUUUCCUGCCAUUUUAUCGCUUUUUUCAGAAGCAGGCGAGAUAAAAAUGGUGUUAUGUGCAUGUUACACAGCCUGGCACUGGUGCCAUCCGUGACGUGUUAGGUAACUUUGGGUGGGAAGGACGAGGGGGUCACUUCAUGUUCAGUGUUCUACAGUGGUAGUGAACAAGUGUUGUGGUGUUCUGAAACACAUACUGCAGAUACUUUAUAGAAAAAUUUGUUGGAUGAUCAGUAGAAACUAAUUACCAGAAUGGUAUCCAGUAGUGGAGGUCCAGAAGGGGGAACAGGGAAGGAUGGACGGGAAGUUAUGGAGGAGGAAGAAGCUAUUAGACUGUCACUUACCCCUCACUUACAUGCCUUCAUGUUGGCCUCUCACCGGCGCAACUCCUGCUGCCCCAUGCUUUUUGAGCGAGCUGCCUCUACCUGGUGGGAUCCCAGAUUUGACAGUGACAUUCUUGAAGGACAAUACCAACAGUCAUCAUUACCAACACUUACUCUUCGGUUUCAAUAUGCAUUAAUUUACAUAAUGAUGAGCACCAUUACCUGGGCAUUGUACUGGGUGAUCUUACGCACUUCGCACUGGCCCUCAUGCUUUGCUGUUGCCCUAACACUUGCUGUUGCCUCCAUCUCACAACUUGUAUAUACUCGAUCAGAGAGCUAUAAGAGUCAUCAGGUAGUUGUGUCUGUAGUCAUGUCCGUAUCCCUGAUGUUGGUGAGCCUUUUGCCAUAUUCACUACAUCAGUCAUCCUCCGAGAUGAUUCCUGAUCUCUCGGAAGUGGCAAUGUUUGCCAUUUGCAUUGAAGUAUUGCUCCUCAUCUACACAGUCAUUCCCCUGCCACUGUAUCUGACUGUGACUGUGACAACUCUGUACUCAAUUACUUUUGAGUUCAUUAAUGGAUUCAUCGUCGAUCAUAAGGCAAUUCUGAUAGGUGUCAGAAUAGGCCUGCACAUCUGCAUCCACCUAAUUGGUGCACACAUUAUGAUAAUGACUCAGGUGCGGAUGCGUGGUACCUUCAUGAGCAUUGGACAAUCGUUGCUAGUCCGAGGCCAGUUAGAGGUAGAGAAGGCACUGAAGGAGAAAAUGAUUCACUCGGUAAUGCCUCCUAAAGUAGCUGAUUGGCUCAUGAAAGAAACUCUCGCUGAGGAAAAUGAAGACUCUGCCAAUUAUGGAGAAGAUGGUGCCAUACUGAGAAAUGUGCCAUCACCGAGAACAUCUCAUACAGGCGAUAUCCAGACACUCUUCAGGCCAUUCAACAUGCAUGGAAUGGACAACGUCAGUAUUCUCUUCGCUGACAUUGUUGGCUUUACACGGAUGAGUUCCAACAAAACAGCAGAACAGCUUGUGGGUCUUCUGAAUGAUUUGUUUGGCCGAUUUGAUGUCCUAUGCAAGAAAAAUAACUGUGAAAAAAUUAGUACACUUGGAGACUGCUAUUACAGUGUUAGUGGCUGCCCUGAGCCCAGACCAGACCAUGCUGAGUGUUGUGUUAACAUGGGAUUGGAUAUGAUUGAUGCAAUUCAGGAAUUUGACACCGACACCAAAGAAAAUGUCAAUAUGCGAGUUGGAAUUCAUACUGGCAAGGUAUUAUGUGGUAUUGUGGGAACAAAGCGUUUCAAGUUUGAUGUUUGGUCAAAUGAUGUGAGUCUUGCCAAUGAAAUGGAGUCAACAGGAAGGCCAGGUCAAGUUCAUGUAUCAGAAGCCACCCUUAAGUUCCUACCCAAAGAUACAUAUAUUACUGUAGACGGACAAGUUGUUAAAGGGCUAAAUACAUACUUCAUUCUGGACUUUGAAAAUAAGCAAGUGAGUGCUGACACCCUUGGAAGUGCUGAUGAUCAAUAUGAGUCUCAUUUGCAGUCCAAGGAUAGCAAGAAGGCUUCAAGUUUGCCCAAUAUCCUAGAUUGUGGAACAGAAUCUGAUGGAAAUGAAAAAAUUAAACCCAAGACCUUGACUGGUGGGACAAAGUUUAGACGGUCUCUAGCUCCAGCAAUUGAUCUACCACGCCUAAGACUACCCAAGAUCUCCAGACAUACUGACAAAAGCACUCUGCCCCCAGAGACCUCUGACUGUCACACGCCCAACCAAAUGUUGGCAGGCUUUAUCUACAGUGUCCCAGAUGUUUCUGCACUCACAGGCACGGUCAGCACACACCCCAGAUGCCCCAGUAGUGCUCAUGGGCACACUUCACAGCGGAAGGCCAAAGCAAAAACCACAUCUUUACCAAAGAUAAGCAGCAAAAGUGACAAUGCUGUUAAGUCACAUGAUUGGUGUGACUUGUGGAGUGGGUUUGGAAGUGGCCUGAGAGGUGUUAGUGAUGGGGAUUGCAACAGCCCCACAGUCCUCACCCCGACCAUCAACACUGCGCCCCCAAUGCUCACACAGGCACCAAUUCCCCCACCUCCUACACCCAACGCACCUCCCCUGCCCAACCCACCAGCUUCGCCCCAAACUCCCAGGGAUGUUCUGCAGAACUCUUGGGGAAGUAUUUCGGGAAAAGAUCCCAGGAAAGACUCAGGAAUUCGCAGCAGAAGAUCAAGCAUACAGGCACAGCUAUUUGCAAUUAAUGGUAUGAGCCCAGGAGACUUGUUAACACAUCGUGUCAGUGGUUACUACACAUCCAGUCAGUCUUCAGUUGCCGACCAUAAGUAUGUUGAAGCAGGUGAAGGUGGUUGUGGACCCGAGCCAAGUAGCAUCCCCCUCAAUGAGAGCCUAACACGCUUUCAUCAGCUGCGCAAGCAAUCAGAUCUUCAGCUGAUCAAAUGCAUGCAACAAAAUGAAAAUCAUCGGCAAUACAUUGAGGCACCACCAUUGUCUCAUGCCACAUUAUUUUUUGUGGACGAGGAGCUUGAAAAACAAUAUCGUCAGCAGGCUCACAAGCCAAGGCUUGAUUCACCCCCUACCUUAGUAUCUACUCAUUUUAAUACUUUUUUUGAUAUCUUGGUGAGUGCACUUGUAUACAUAGUAGUAAGCAUCUCACUUUUUCUGUUAUUUCCUUAUACACUAGGUUGGCUAUUGCUGUGCCUUUUGUCAACAUGUUGGCACCUACUCUUGUUGGUGCUGUGUUCGUCUCAAGUUAUCCGAGGAGAUAGUGGUUGGCUAGCAUCCGCUACCUUUACACAGAUCUAUGCAAAAUUGACACGUUGGCACCCUUGGCAUGUUUGUGGUGCUUCUAUAAUUUGUCUGCCGCUUGCAGCAGUCAUGUCUAACUUUUCUUGUGAUCUUUCAGAGGAAAAUAACACAAAAAGGUUUUUCUGUUACCUUACAUUUGUGGCUGUAAUACAUUUAUGCAACUUCACACAGUUAAACUGUUGGAUGAAAAACAUCUUGGCAACAGUUGGAAUAGUAAUACUGUUGGUGCUUGUGUCACCAUCACUAUGUCCAAUGCUUAGUAAGCUGAAUGAAAAUUCCAACAGUAAUAGUAGCUUGACUAAUUCAGGACAGGUGACUGAUACUAUGGCUCAGUUUUUUUACAAAGAGGUAGUGGUUGCUGCAAUUUUAUUAGUGUUGUUAGUAUGGUUUCUCAACCGGGAAUUUGAGAUCAGUUAUAGACUGAGUUUCCAUGGGUCUGUAAUGGCUAUGAAAGAUAAAGUGCAGGUACAGACCAUGAAAAACCAAGCAGACUGGCUCCUUAACAAUAUUAUCCCGGGACAUGUUGCUGACUCAAUUAAAUCAACUGCAAAGUAUUCUGAGAACCACAAAGAUGUUGCUGUAAUGUUUGCAUCAAUCGUCAACUUUAAUGAACUUUAUGAUGAGGAUUAUCUUGGUGGGAAGGAAUACCUCCGUGUUUUGAAUGAGCUAGUUGCUGAUAUAGAUGAGCUCCUUUUGCGUCAAGAAUUCAAGAAUAUUGAAAAGAUUAAAACUAUUGGAAGCACUUACAUGGCUGCUUCUGGGUUGGAUGUUAAAGUUAGGCAAGGUAACACUGAUGCACAUCAGCAUAUAUUUGAACUAGUAGAAUUUGCUUUAGCAAUGCAGAAGGUUAUAGAUGACUUUAACCAAGACCUCAUAGAAUUUAACCUCAUUAUUCGCAUAGGACUUAACUUUGGGGAUGUAACAGCUGGAGUAAUAGGCACCACCAAACUUUAUUAUGAUAUCUGGGGGGAUGCAGUGAACAUUGCUUCCCGGAUGGAUUCCACUGGCGUACCAGGCCGCAUCCAAGUAAGUAAUAAGUGUGCAGUGGUUCUUAAUAGACGGUAUGAGCUAGAGCGGCGGGGCCAAGUGUUUGUCAAAGGAAAGGAUAAUAUGGAUGUCUUCUUGCUCAAAGGACGCCGGGAAGAUGCAUGAUAGGAUGUGCAAGUUUUAACUUGAAUGUAUAAUCCAGUCAUGAUGAUAAUUGUACUGAUUAUUAUAAACAUAUUUGCCAUAGUUUUUAUUUCUUGAGAUUAAAUAAUUAUUUUGGUCAUAAGUAACAUGUUUGAGGAAUCACAAAGCAAAAAAAAAAGCACAAAACAAAUAUGCUAAGAGAUGUUCUCAAAAGCUUUACCUUCGCAUGUUUGAAUGGGUAAUAAUUUGUCAAUGUAAAUAGCAUAGAUAAAACUAGAAUGUAAACUCCGAGCAUUUACCAAAGUCUUAUUAUUAUUUAUCUACAAAAAUAUAAACAAUUUACAGUAUGACAAAUCUGGCCGUUGAAGCCAGGUCAUGCCAAUUUUUUGUUUUAAAAGAUUACCCUACUCAGAUAUGUAUGCUCAAAUGAGUGGCAUUGGCAGUCUGUAUCAUGGUGUGAUUGUCAUGUUGAGAACAGAUUUCACAAGCACAAACUAUACCUACGUAUUUACAUUUCUGCUUAAGUUUUUAACAAAGAGGCUGUUGAUGUAAUGUGAGUGGAGGCGUUUAUUGUGCGUGAUUGUCACCUGUGUUGUGCGAGUCAUUGUGCGCUAACAAAUGACAGUAGUUGGGAAUCAUAGGUGAUGUCAUGAGUUUUAUAUACUCUGUAUUUACUAUUUUUUUAGAAUGUUAUUACUACUGUGUUUUGUGUACUGCAGUAAAUAACUUUUAUACCAAA
This is a messenger RNA of Procambarus clarkii (red swamp crayfish), 5067 nucleotides long. It is a transcript of the gene Ac13E, whose product is annotated as Adenylyl cyclase 13E. Gene Ontology annotation, biological process: intracellular signal transduction; adenylate cyclase-activating G protein-coupled receptor signaling pathway; cyclic nucleotide biosynthetic process. Gene Ontology annotation, cellular component: plasma membrane. Gene Ontology annotation, molecular function: adenylate cyclase activity. The record is from RefSeq and is a predicted model, not a curated record. NCBI's taxonomy places the organism in Eukaryota, Metazoa, Arthropoda, Malacostraca, Decapoda, Cambaridae.